GUCAGAUUUUCAGUCGCCUGCCUUACUGCAAAUAUCAUCUUCAAUAAGAAAAACCGGACUGCUGAUUCUCAGGCCACCAGGGGCUUUCAAGAAACAGGAUAAAUAUGUUGCAAAAGGAACCAUAAAGAGGAUGAUGGUAUAGAACAUCUGGAGUUUGAAUUCUGUAAGACAUUAUUAACUAUGGACUCUGGAAAUGUAGUUGGAAGUAAUGGUAAUUUGAGUACAAAUCCUGCCAACAUUCCUGGAGAAGCCCCUCUUAGCACUGAUUGGCCUCAGACACUCAAUGAAAACAAUGGCACAGGAAGUUUGAGGCCUGAAUCGAAUCAGACAUUCCCGGUUGUGGAACCUGGACUUGGGAUCACAACAAAUAGUGACUUAACAACAAGUUUUUCCACUGCUCUUGCUGAAGAUGAUUUUUCUGCCAUGGACAAAAACUUAGGCCCUUCAUCGUUGUCAACAGCAUCUUUCUUGGACGACCCUUUUCAAUUGCAUAUCAAUGGACCCAGUCAGACAAACCCUCCUGUCAGUACUUCUGGUUCCUCAAAACUUGAUGAGGAUAAUGGCUUAGGAUUAUUAGAGAGAAUUUCAGUUAAAGAACCUGGAUAUGAGAGCAAACCUAGCACUGAUAUGUUGACAUUUAAUGGUGCAAGUUUUUACAAAGGUGAUCCUUCUACCCCGGCCAUGAAGUUAAGUGAGUCCCCAACAUCAUCCUCUGCAGCUGGCUUUUCAUCUAAAAACCCUUUUGAAGUGAGCACAAUGUCAGAUUCAACUGGCCCUCAAAAAUUUGAGGAUACCAACUUAUCUUCAGAUAAUAGUGAUGAUGACGAUAUUCUUGAUAGCGAUUUGCCCAAGAAUGAAGAUUCAGCACCACCAGCAGUUCUUGGCCAUCAUAGUGAAUUGAGCACCGGCAGUAAUACAGAAACACAAUCCCCACCUGUGCAGAUGAUGGAGCGGCCUGGUGACGCUAAUACUCCUGAAUACAAACUUCCAUCCUAUGUGUUUGCUAGAACUAGUACUACAGCUCCAAUGGAAUGGAGUGUCACUUCCAAUGAAUCCCUAUUCAGCAUCCAUAUGGGAAAUAUGAGUUUCACUGGUGACCAAUUAUACUUUUUAGGUAAGUCAGGUGAGCUUGGUAAGCCUGGUGAUCCAAGCGUAUCUCCACUCAUCGAUUAUUCGAGUAACCAACCUCCUCCGAGAGAGAAAUCUACAGCAGAAACUGGCCAAAAAAGUGGUAAUUUGGAUGAGGGUCUUGGAGCUACUGAAGCAAAAGCUGCAGAGACAAUGAGAGAAGUUAUAAGGGAAAACGCGGAAAAUCAAAAGAAAGAGGAUGAGUUUCUUGCCAAGGGAGCAACUGUUUCGGCUGUCGCCUCUCCAUCAGGAACAUCUCCUUCUGCUAGCCUUUCUCACCAUUCUGAAGGGAGUACAAAGUCUUUUGCUUUUCCAAUAUUGUCGGGGGAUGAUGAAAAAAAUCUUUCAAUGAGAUCAGGUGUGCAGAAGCAAACACAUCAGCAUACACCAACACAGUCACAACCAGUAACACCUAAAGAAACCCCAGCUGAGGCUCCUAACCCUAAAGCAGCCACAAAUGUUCCUCCGGCCAAAUGGUUAUCUUGCUUCUCUUGUUGCCCAUUCUGUUCUUAAGAGAAAUUUUGGGUGAUGCAAAUACCUUUAAUGUCUCGUACUAAAAAUAUUGUCAUUUUUUGAAAACCAUAGGAUAUAUGUCUGCAGGUCAGGAUAGUCUCAUAGUUUUACAGAGACCAUAAGUGUCUGUUGAAAAUGCAAAGAAAAUCAAAUAUUUUGUAGCCUUGCAGUUUUCUCUUGUUCUCAUUGGAAAGGUCAGCAUGGGAUUCUUCUCCUCCUUUUUUUUUUUUUUUUUUUUUUUGGGGGGGGAUGGUUUUCAUUGGUGUUUGUACAUGAAGUUAAAUUAUUUUUGUAGUACUAGUAGAUGAAACAAAUUGAUAUUCAGUGCAAGCAAAUGUGAAUGAAUUUCCAAUGCAAAAAUAUGUGUGCCUCAUGAUCUUGGAAUCCAAUUUCUU
Ziziphus jujuba (common jujube) is the source of this 2036-nucleotide messenger RNA. RefSeq lists its product as uncharacterized. The record is from RefSeq and is a predicted model, not a curated record. NCBI's taxonomy places the organism in Eukaryota, Viridiplantae, Streptophyta, Magnoliopsida, Rosales, Rhamnaceae. Bases 181 to 1641 code for a protein of 486 amino acids. The transcript has 4 exons.